Molecule: messenger RNA, 1830 nt
Organism: Clarias gariepinus (North African catfish)
Lineage: Eukaryota; Metazoa; Chordata; Actinopteri; Siluriformes; Clariidae
Gene: ctu2
Product: cytosolic thiouridylase subunit 2 homolog (S. pombe)
Exons: 15
Coding region: 137-1633 (498 amino acids)
Biological process (GO): tRNA wobble position uridine thiolation
Cellular component (GO): cytosol
Molecular function (GO): tRNA binding; sulfurtransferase activity
Source: RefSeq, a predicted model, not a curated record
UUUAGUCAGCGAAUGAUAACAGCAUGGAUGGAACUUUCGUGGCGGUGUUAUUGUUUUAAUAGUUAUUUUAGAUAUAUAUUUUUAAGGAUAUUUUAGAUUAAAGUGUGUAAUUUGGGAUAUAAAGCAAGGUGUAAUUAUGUGUCAGGUUGUGGAAGAGUAUGACAGCGUUCUAGAGCAGAAACCUCAGCCUGCGGUAUCAAAGAAAUGCAUGAAGUGCAAAGAGGACACUGCAGUGGUCAUCAUUCGUGUAGGAGAUGCCUUUUGUAGGAGCUGUUUCAAUGAGUACUUCAUACAUAAAUUCCGGGCCAUGCUGGGGAAGAAUCGUGUCAUAUAUCCUGGAGAGAAGGUCCUGCUGGCUGUUUCUGGAGGACCAGCAUCCAGCUGCAUGCUCGCACAAGUACAAGAGGGUUUAAGUCGGGAUGCAGCGAAGAAGUUACGAUUUACUCCUGGUAUUAUCUUCAUAGAUGAGGGUGGUGUGUGUGGUCAGAGUAAUGAGCAGAGGGAGAAGACUGUAGUUCAGCUGGAGAGCAUCUUCAGAACGACUGGAUUCCCUUACCACAUCGUCCCGCUGGAACAGGUCUUUACUCUGCCUGAGUCGAUACUCAAGCCUGUGCGUAGUCAAAAGCAGCCCAGCGUCGACUAUAAGGCAGCGGUGGACCAGCACAUUCAGACCGAAUUAACCCGGACCCGGGGCACCUCUGUAGUGAAGGAAUGCCAGGAUGCAGUGGGUCGACUUAACCUGCAGACGUCUACAUACAAGCCUGAGCACAAACUGGCCUUAGAGGAACUCUUCUCCUCUCUGAAAUCCUUAACAGCCAAACAGGACAUGCUGCACACUCUGAGGCAGCAUCUGAUACUGCACACUGCCCGGGUGAACAGCUACUCCAAAGUGAUGAUGGGAGACAGUUGUACACGGCUGGCCAUCAAGCUGCUCACUAACAUCUCUUUGGGACGAGGUUCAGCUCUGGCCGCUGAUACGGCUUUUUCCGACUCUCGAUACGGCGACGUGGUGACGCUGCGCCCCAUGAGGGAUUACUCCUCAAAAGAGAUCGGCUUCUAUAACAGGCUGUUUCGAGUACCUUCCGUCUUUAUCCCAGGCCUGGACACCAAGACUGCUGAUAAAGCGAGUAUCCAGCGCCUGACUGAGAGCUUUGUGGUCAAACUCCAGGCUGACUUUCCCUCCACUGUCAGCACUGUGUACAGAACAAGUGAGAAGCUCAACACAGCGUGUCCUCAGAGCUCCAGCGCAGAACCUGCUGAGAAGUGUCUUCUCUGUCUCUGUGCCCUCGACACCAAAGCUGACGAUGCCUCUGCGUUCCAUGCCACUCUGGUGUCCGAGCAGCUGUCCCGGGGGACACUGGAGAAAAAAGCCCAAAGUGACCCGGGCUGUUGUCAGGGACAGAAACCAGAGUGUGGGGAUGGAGGUUGCUGCUCCACAACCAGGGUUCCUGCAGCUUCAGACCUGAAGAGUCUCCUGUGUUACAGCUGCAGACUGACCAUAAAAGACAUGACAGCCGUGAACUCCCUGCCAGUGUACGUAACAUCUGAGGCAGAGAAACGCCAGAGGAGGGCCGCGAUGAAGAAGGAAAUCUGCGAGUUCCUCUUAGAAGACGGAGGAGCAGAUGACGAAUAACUGGCUGUUCAUUGAUCUUCAGCCUAGGCCAAGCGACGGUCACGUUUCAGUGACACUCACACACACCAUCAGGAAACAUUUGCUUUUUUUUUUUUUUUUUUUAACCACACAGAUGGCUUUUUAUUUUAUUUAACUACAGCGCAAUUUUCAUUUUAGCAAUUUUAUUUUUGUUGAAGCGAAUAAAAACGUAAAACCCA